Messenger RNA from Anneissia japonica, 5252 nucleotides. RefSeq lists its product as uncharacterized. NCBI's taxonomy places the organism in Eukaryota, Metazoa, Echinodermata, Crinoidea, Comatulida, Comatulidae. The coding region runs from base 122 to 3034 and encodes 970 amino acids. The transcript is spliced from 13 exons. Gene Ontology annotation, cellular component: extracellular matrix. The record is from RefSeq and is a predicted model, not a curated record. Gene Ontology annotation, molecular function: protein binding.
CUCUAACUUAAAAAAUUUGAGUUAGAUCCGGCAAAAUAAACACUUUGUAACAGUUUUUUUGUUAUUUUUUAAAUUUAGGUUUUGUCAAAGGAAUUUGAUUACCAACGUGACUGCUGCUGCCAUGGAGAUAUUAUGCAAACAAGGUUAUAUCUUGAAUUUUGGAUAUAACUUGUUAACUUCUGUAACGGCUGAUUAUUUUAGUGGAUGUUCAAUGCUUGGCGAGGUAUAUUUGAGAGGUAAUUUUAUUUCAUACUUUCCAGACUACGCUUUUCGAAAAUCCACUUCUAAUGAUGACGGAAUCACACUUGGAGCAGUUCACUUUUAUAAUAUGACGCUAGAAGAUAUUGGUGACAAUGCAUUUUUUGGAGUUCGAAGCUGUGACAUAGUGCAAUUGUCUUUGAAUCGGUUGACAUCCAUCCCAAAAGCUGUAACAAACCUUAAUGUGUACAAUUAUAUUGUGCUUUCCAACAAUAAGAUAAGACAUCUACCAGACCUUGCUUUCAACGGCUCCAAAUUUCUUCAAGGAAUUUUUCUAAAUGGAAACUUGCUACAGAGGAUCCCGAAGAAUGCGUUUGCUAAAUUGUACAAAUUAAAUGCGUUAUACCUUUACAAAAACCAAAUAACUUACAUAGAAGCGGGUGCUUUUAGAGAUACUUCCCUGAAACGUCUGUAUCUGUUUGAUAACAAAUUGACGGCAAUAACGCCAGAUGUAUUUAUGACGUCAUCUCGGACAAUAAUUAACUUGCAUCUGUUUUUCAACCCUAUCAAAAUCAUCGAUUCACAUGCAUUCACAGAGUUAGCGAACAAUGCUACAAUUAUUGGAACAUGUUGUGGGUUGGAAAAUAUUCCGAAAUUACCGGCAAACAUAUCUUUAACGUGUGUCAGUGAAUUCCGGGUGCCAAAACUAGAGUUCCCAAUGAUGGUAUGCGCAGUUCUUAGAGGAAAUGGCUACGUGUGCUCAACAAAGGCAAUGAAAGGAUGUAACUGUUAUCCAUGUUCCAAGGGUUACUAUGGCGCUAUAAUACACGAACUGUGUCUUCCAUGCCCCCCAGGAGGUUAUUACCUUGAUGAAAUAGGGGUCUCGAAAGGAUUCACGUACAAGGAUAACUGUAAGACGUGCAAUAAUGGCACAUACGUCCCACCGGAACGAGCUCCUGCCAGAUCUCUAACAGAAUGUCAAGUAUGUCCAUUUGGUACUCAGACUAACAAGGUCGCUGGCUCCCGUGCCUGCCGAUGUAUAGAAAAUUAUUAUCGUGCUUACCGGUUUGGACGUUGCUUUGAAUGUACAACCAAAGGAAUUAAGUGCCCUUUUGAGCAUCAACAGCUAAAGCCUGGCUUCUGGUGGUAUUGGCACUCUCUCAAUGAUUUUUACAUGUAUUCAAAUUAUACCAAAGCACUUGUACAAGAGAACUAUGACAAUCCUGAUGUCAAACGAUAUUUGAAUUUCUCUGGAUCACUGCCAUACGCUCAGGAGUGUCCAAGACCAAAAAGUUGCCCCGGUGACACAAUAAACGCCAGUUGUGCUGUUGGUUUUACAGGCUGGAUGUGUACACAAUGUGAAGAUGGCUAUUAUCCUUGGUUUGACUCUUGUAGUGAAUGUCCUUCUGUAUGGCAUUUUCUGCUUAUUUACAGCGUCAUAAUAUUGGUUUUACUCGCCCUCAUUGGCUUAAUCUUGUGGGUAGAUUCCAAACGAAGUAAUGUCAGCUCGGAAUCCAGAACAGUAGCUGAUAUGUUCUUAGCCAGAGUUAAAAUUGUGAUUGGGUUUUAUCAAGUUCUUGCCGGGAUAUUCAGUACUUUAAUGUACAUACACUGGCCUAAGGCUCUUGCAAAUGUUGGACAACAUCUACAAAACAUUGCUUUGAACAUCAUCAAGAUUGCCGGCCCGCAGUGUCUUGAUACUCGAUUCAAGCUAAAUGCUUAUCGUGAAUUCAUAUUUGGAGUAACAUGUCCAGUAAUUGUGAUAUCAUCAACCUGCUUAAUUUACAUAAUCAAGAAGUUUAUUUCAAAAUCAAAUAGCCCUAAACAUGACCUUACGUCAAAGAUGGCGAAAACAAAACGACUAUGCUUCCAGUAUACACUUUCUCUGCUUUUUCUGACGUAUCCCAACUCAUGUAACUCAAUUUUCACUCUUUUCCCCUCAAUCUGCAAGACCUUCUGGAUUGAUGAAGAACAAAUUUACCAGCAAACUAGACUGAAGUCUGACUUUUCAAUCUCCUGUGAAGAUGACAAGUAUAAAAUUUUUAUGUUUGCAGCCUACUUAAGUCUUCUAUAUGUCAUAGGCUUUCCAUUGGGUCUGUUGUUUCUACUGUGGAAAUUUAGAAAUAGGUGUUGUCGGCACACCGAUCACUUGGCAAAUGUUCAGUUAGGGACUUCAGAUAUAGAUAUUCUAUAUCAAGAUCCAAGCAUGGUUCACUUUAAUGAUGGCGAUGAUCAGGAUGAUGCAUCAUUGAGACGAACAUCGAUUCAGAAAACUCUGGCAAAUCGAAUGUCAACGGGUGGCUCUAAUGACCCUUAUGGUCUUAGAGCGUUUCAUGAAAGUUACAACUCAAGAUGCUGGUUCUGGGAAGUAAUUGAAUUAGUGCGGAAACUAACACUUACGUCGCUUAUUAUUUUCUUCGGCUCGUCGAGUAGAACACAGGUUGGAGCUGCUGCGUUUCUGGCGAUAAUGUUCCUAAUUCUGCACGUAGCAUUUAAGCCAAUGAAAGAUAACUUUGAACAUUGGCUGCAGUUGCUAUCCUUGGCUACUAUUGUCCUCAAUCUUUUGGUUGGCGUGAUAUUAAUGACUCCUGUCGACGACAUAAUUCAAACUAAGCUGGAUCGAGCCGAUGAAGUUGGUGUCCAGGUUAUACUCGUGUUGGUUGAUUUUGGAAUCAUCAUGCUAUUUGUAGUUUCUACAAUUCGAUCUCUGUACAAAGCCUUCAAGAACAUCUUAAAGGAAAAUAAGGAGAAGAAAGGGAAUAUUGAGAAUUACGCAAGAUUCAAGAAAGAAAUUAAUGAUGUACUUGCUAUACAAUCAGAACCUUUAAUUCUUUAAGAUUAAGCCUGUUGAAAUAUUAAAAAUAAAAUUGGUGGAUAUACGAGUGAAAUAAAUUAUGUAGGUCUAUGAGUAGACUGUGACUUUUAAACUCCAAUUUAUUUAUUAUUUAUAAGGGAAAAUUAAACUAGUGAACCUCAUGUACAAUUUUGAAUGUCUAUUUCAAAAGUAACACAUGAUAGUAUGUUUUAACCCUUCUAUGGCGGGAUCUUGGUCACCGCAGUAAAUUUGCAAGAGCACACCAACAAAAUAUGUUUACUAAUUCAUUAAUCAAGCGAAAAAAAUUGGUGUGCUUAGUGUGUACCGACUUAAGAAUGCGAGUACACAAUUUAGGAUCCUGGACCUUCGCUUAUUAAGAUAUUUAAGAAAGUAGUAAUUACAAAACAAAAACAUACUAUGCUUAAUAGAGCGUACAGAUUAUCAUCAACCAAUGAAGUAUUUCUUGAUGUAUUAAACGAUAUUGUUUGAAUACAUAUGAUGCAGCUAGUUUGAUCUCUUCUCAUCGAAAAACUAAGAGAAAUUGAUCGUAUUAAAAAAAUUCAUUUGUGUACGAGAUCACCAAUCGUGCAUACGAGUUCGAGAACACAAAUCGUGCAUACGAGUUCGCCAAAGUGUGUACGAGCUGGCAUGUGUACGAGUUAGCAUACACCGCUAUGGAAUUAAAUUACCCAAGAGAAUUAAUCAGUAGUAUCAUUAAUAAUUUUGAACAAUCUAGUGUUAAUACAUCUAACAAACAAUGUUAUCUUUGUGGCACCAAUAUUCUUUUAUUUGUAAAUUACGGGUAACAUCGACCAAUUAUAUGGAACCUGCGAGCGCAAGCCGUUAUCCAUGAAAAUGAAUGCACAAGAUACAUCAACAAUAACUUCAUUGGGGUAGAUGUGGGCCGACAUAGUGUUAUGAGAACUGUUGAUGACACAAAGCAUGAUCUAGGUAUCGAAAGUCAGGUUUUUUUUUUUAAAAGCCCAACGGCCAUGUCGCGAAAUUUAUGUGUAUGACAAAAUAAUGAUAAUGUCGUCCGGUUUACAAUAAUUGGUGUCGGAAGUGGGGUCCAGAAAAAUUAAUGUUGGAAGGAAAGUUCAUAAUAAAAUUCAGACUUCACCAUCACUUAAUGCAAAGACACAUAUUGGCUAACAUUUUGUUACUGUGAUCAUUUUAGAAUUUAAUUCAAUGUCUUUUAUUUAUCAACAUAAGUACAUGUAUAUGAGAGCAGUGGUGUUUUAAUAAAAAUUCUAUAUUAAGUUUAUUAAGAAUAUCAAAAUUACAUUAAGCACUGUUAACAGUAUCAAUUUUAUUUGAUAAAAACCUGUUGUAUGCCCAUAUAUAGUCAUGAUAUGCCUAUACUGUAUAUGGUCAUGAUGUGAUGUCAUCAUGACAAAUAUGAGGCCGCCAGGACUCAAGAGGUUAUACAGUAUAUCAUAAUUGCUGCAUAUUUUUAAUUUGUUUUAAAUUUUAUUUAUUUAUUUAUUCACCAAAACAACAGCGGACACAAAUCCGCCACUUACAGUAUGGUUAACAAAGGACGAGACGACGGAAACAGAAACACAAACAAAAUUAAUUUUAACUAAUCACGCCUAAAACGCUACGACGGAAAAAGUGCAGAUUGGAGUUAAAUAAAUCUAAAGACGGAAAGGAACUUAUUGUAUGUACUAUAGGUUUGGUCCUGCGCAUGGCAAAAAUAUUCAAAUUAUAAAAAGUUCUAGUGGUUACAUUGAUGAACUGCUUAUUAAUGUAAAACUCAUAGAAAGAAUACUAAUUUAAAAUUGGUGUAAAUUUUAAAUUUAUCAACUGUUAUAAUUUUUUUAUAUAGAUUUUUAAAUUACUUUGUUUCUGCUGAUUAAAAAAAUAAAAAUUAAUAUUGUGUUUUGUUUAAUGUUAACUUAUAGUUUACUCAUCUUGAACUAAUUGAUAACAUGAUUUAGUUCAACCUUCACUAGCUGUAGGGCUACUAGGGUAUCCAUUCUGACUACAAAGCUACAAUAGAAUUCAUUUCACGAUAACAUUAACAGACAUAAAAUAUAUAAAUACUAUUUGGCAGCUGUUAUCAACCCCAGCGACUAAUUUAGACAAUUAGAUUAGACAGUACGACUUACAAAGAGAAAUACUAAAAUGUGGCAAUCUUCUAAAAGGCCUACAUUUUUGGGUCAUGUCACCCUUGUUAACUAAGAUUUCAUGCUAAGUAAUAAUAAUAAUAAUAAUAAUAAUAAUAAUAAAAAUAAUA